Molecule: messenger RNA, 1478 nt
Organism: Limulus polyphemus (Atlantic horseshoe crab)
Lineage: Eukaryota; Metazoa; Arthropoda; Merostomata; Xiphosura; Limulidae
Product: polyhomeotic-like protein 2
Exons: 3
Coding region: 166-1428 (420 amino acids)
Cellular component (GO): PRC1 complex
Molecular function (GO): protein binding
Source: RefSeq, a predicted model, not a curated record
CGGGGAUCGUCGCGUGGGGCACAAUUCGGAAACAAUACAAACAAAGCUAGUGCAGAGGGGAUUUGUCCUCCAGGCACUGACUACAAGGCACCCCCUGGUGGAGGUCAGCGGCAGCUCGAAGCCCUCGGUUUCAGUUCACUUUCUGCCACUUCUCGAACAAACGACAUGCCCACAGACACGUUGCCUGCUUCUGCAUUUUCUGUAGAGACCAUCCCGCUUCCCUUAAAGCCAGAGCGACUCUCCCCGGAGUUUGAGUCUUCUUCGCCGUCCGUUUCACCGCAUUCGCCGAAUCCUGCCCGAGCCUUCCCUUCAGCCGUUGGCCUCGGAUUCGGUGGGCUCCGCACACCGGUUCCUCCGUCCUCCACGGGUCUGGCUUGUGGAGCAUCAGCAUUGAAACAAAUGGAAAUGAUGACUAGAAACUACAGCGAGUUCAUGCGAAGUCUCGCGGCGAAGUACAACAACCAAAACAGCCAGGAAAGUUUUAGCUUUGUUCAACCGAAUGGAAUCGCUCGACCCUUCGAAGGCCACCUGUCGUACAAAGGCGGAACUCCUCCACUUUUGGGGAGGAAUUCGGAACCGCCGGAAAACAGCAGUCGAAAAUUAGAAAAUCAUCUCAAAUCGUCUCCGAUCCUUGGAGAGAGUCGCUCAGUUCCAUUCAGUUUCGGGGAUUUUUCAUCAUCCCAAACUCUUCUAAACUUAGUUCGAACUGCGAGUGCGAAGAGUGCUUCACAGUUGGAAAACUACCUUCGAGGGGCAAACAAGAGACCGUUCGAAUCAGAUCCUCUGGAUCUAACAAUGGGGGCUACAAAGCGCCCUCGUCUGGGUACUCCAGACGCGUCUCCGCAUCGUUGUUUAUAUUUACCUAUUUCACGAGAUAUUCGUGACAUCAUUGGGUCCAUAAAAACGGACACGGACAUCAUUGGGUCCAUAAAAACGGACACAGAUGCACUAAGUAAUACUCACAAUGAUACUAGAUCGAAGGACAGCUUCCGCAAGACUUCAAGCUGGACGAACUUGUUGGAAGGAAGGCUCCUUAGGUCUGAAAGUUCUUCCGCUCAGGCAUCGCCUAAAUCUUCCGACAGAGGUCGUUGCCCUUCCUUUUGUACUGACCAGUCUUGUUUAAACAUAUCAGAUGCUAGUGAGAUUGCGCAGUGGACUGUUGAUGACGUAGUAAAGUUUGUGAUGUCAGUGGAAUCGUGUGCCGAAUAUGCAGAUAACUUCCGAGAACAGUCGAUUGAUGGAUCCAGCUUACCACUUCUGAGUGAAGAUCAUUUAAAAACGUAUCUAGGGAUGAAACUUGGACCUGCAUUAAAACUUCGGUCAACAGUAGCCAAAAAAAUAGGACACUGUGUAGUCUGUAUGCAUUGCAUCCACUGUCAUUCGGAGGAAUACGAAAAACAAAACGAAUGGUCAACAUUGGGAAAAUAACAUUAAGAACAUCAGCACGUGGAACAGCAUUAUUCGUCUAAAUUACAAUA